Messenger RNA from Pocillopora damicornis (cauliflower coral), 1254 nucleotides. Its product is annotated as usherin-like. Gene Ontology annotation, molecular function: calcium ion binding; protein binding. The record is from RefSeq and is a predicted model, not a curated record. Gene Ontology annotation, biological process: tissue development; animal organ morphogenesis. NCBI's taxonomy places the organism in Eukaryota, Metazoa, Cnidaria, Anthozoa, Scleractinia, Pocilloporidae.
AUGUUAAUUUUUUCAAACCUUUCAUCGACAUAUGGCCAAGGCUAUUUUCCGAAAUUAGAGGAUCUUGCUGUGCUAAAACCGAUCACUUCUUCUUCAACAUGUGGAGCAACAUCUAGUAAAUAUUGCCAGUCGUUGACUAAACAGACGUCUUUGACGAAUUGCGUUGAAAAGAACUGUGAAUUUGCUUGUUGUACAAAUUGUAGUUCAGCCAAACCUGUUCCCACAGACUUAGCACAAACUUCGAAUGAAGUUGGAGUCACUCAAGAUGGCGAUCCGAGAAAUGGAACUAUUGUCAGAUCAUUCCGAUUUCAAGGGAAUUCAUCCCUACAACCUUUAAGGAUUCCAUUUAUAGACUUUCAGAAUCCUGGGUUCUCUAUAAGCGUUUGGAUUAAACAGAAGGCAGGAAACAAAGGGACGAUCAUGUCUAAAGAUGAGACUACUCCUCCAAAUUUUGCCAAUGUCUUUCAACUUGUUAUCAAGGACUAUAACUUGAUGUUUUACUAUCGACCUGCCACUGGGAAUGCAUCAGUUGCUACAUACAACCUUCUGCAAAGCCAAAGUGAAAAGCUUCAACAGGAUGAGUGGCAUUUAAUAACUGUAGCAGUUAUUGAUAAAGCACUGUCAUAUUACAUUGAUGGUGAACUCAUGAAUGCAAAUUUUGUGACUCUGAGUGAUUACAUCAAUAACUCUUCUGGUGGUAUUCGAAUUGGACAAAAAUAUGGGGGUGAUGCAGAGUGGCAGUAUGAAGGCCUGAUGCAGGAUAUCUUCAUGUAUGACAGAGCUUUGACCAACAGGGAAGCGAUAGAGGCAUUCACAGGUGUCCUUCCAACAGUUUAUGUUGCUAGCAAUUGUCGAUGCCCACCCACUCAUCCAAAAAUAAAUGUUGCUGAACCAGCUAAGUGUCUGAAAAACUUAGAUGGAGACACUGACACAGUAUCCAGGCUAAACGACACAGCUCACCCACCUGAGUUUGCCACUGAUGGUGACUCACUCAGUUACUGGCUGUCAGAGAUCACAGAAAAUGCAACCAUUCACAUAAAUUUGGCAUAUGCUGGAUUGCAGGUGUUCUACGUCGUCUUGACUUUCUAUGGACCUGUACCUGGCGCAAUAAAGAUUGAGCGAUCAGUGGACAGCGGACAUACCUACGAGUCCUGGCAGUAUUUUGCUGAGGAUUGUGUGACCUCAUUUGAUUUACAAAACAAUGGUCCAUUGACACAACCUGACUCUGCGAACUGCGUCCAAUACAUAAAGUAA